GAACACUCCAAAGAUCUCUGCCAGGUUGACCAUUAACCCUGUCGUUGAUUACAGUUCUUUCCCUUGACCUCAACAGCUCUUCAUGUCUCACAGUUCAUAGCACUCAGAUGCUUCUGGUAACUCCUGUGUCGAGCUGAAGAAGACCUAGACGAUUCCUUCCUUAUCGUUUUAAAGUUGUGCCAACCAUGGCGAAGAGUGGAUAUGGCUACUACCGAACUACUAUAUUCUUGUCCAUGUUUGUGGGCUACACGCUGUAUUACUUUAACAGGAAGACGUUUUCUUUCGUGAUGCCCUCCGUAAUGCAGGAGAUCACGCUGGAUAAGGAUGAUCUAGGUCUUAUCACUAGCAGUCAAUCACUGGCCUACGCCAUUAGCAAGUUCAUAAGCGGUGUGCUGUCCGAUCAGAUGAGCGCACGAUCUUUUUCUGUUGGGCUGUUUAUGGUUGGUGGCAUCAAUGUGGUUUUCUCACAGUCCUCGUCAGUGGCGGUGUUCUCAGGCCUUUGGUUUCUGAAUGGACUGGGUCAAGGUCUAGGAUGGCCACCAUGUGCGAAAGUACUUCGCAAGUGGUUUGAGCCAUCUCAGUUUGGGACUUGGUGGGCUGUGCUGUCCUGUAGUAUGAAUUUGGCUGGAGGUCUUGGGCCCGUAAUUGCCACACUGAUGGCCCAAAGCUACAGCUGGAGGUCCACACUGUCCAUCUCCGGCCUGACCUGCGUGAUCACGUCCAUCUUCUGUCUGCUCAUCAUUCGAAAUGAGCCCAGUGAAGUUGGCUUGCCAAAUAUUGAAGCUGGUGCAAAGAAAGGCAAAGGAGGCUCCAGCAAAAAUGAAAGCACUUUCAAGGAGUUCAUCCUUUCUCCAUAUCUGUGGGUGUUGUCAUUUGGGUACCUGGUGGUGUUUGGGGUGAAGACUGCUUACACUGACUGGGGGCAACUAUUCCUCAUUCAGGACAAGGGCCAGUCAGCGUUAAUGGGAAGUUCCUUUAUGAGUGCUCUGGAGAUUGGAGGACUGCUGGGUAGUUUAGCUGCAGGAUUUCUGUCAGACAGAGCCGUGGCAAAGCAUGGAUUGGGUCUGCAUGGUAAUCCUCGCCAUGGGCUCCUGCUCUCCAUGAUGGGUGGGAUGUGUGUUUCCAUGUACCUCUUCCGCACUACUGUCACAGCACACAGCUCAAACGUCUGGAUUCUUUUGUUGGGUGCUGUUUUUGGCUUUUCCUCCUAUGGACCGAUUGCCUUGUUUGGAGUUCUUGCGAAUGAAAGCGCUCCAUCGAACUACUGUGGAACCUCUCACGCCAUUGUGGCUCUGAUGGCAAACGUUGGUGGUUUCCUCUCAGGGUUGCCAUUUGGCACUAUUGCGAAGCACUACGGCUGGAACACAGCAUUCUGGGUAGCAGAGAUAACCUGUACAGUCACCACAGUAGGAUAUUUUCUGCUUAGGAAUAUCCGCACCAAGAUGGGAAGAGUACCCAAGAAGGCUGACUAAACAUUAGAGUAUUAUUUAAAUGUCUUUUAACUAGUUUUUAACAUAUGGUAUUAAGGGAACAAAAAAAAUAAAGGGUGUAACUUGUCUAGGAUUUUACUUUCGUGUUUCUGAAAUAUAAAUGAAAUUGACUGUGGAUAUCCUGUGGAUAUCUAUUCAAAGAAUUCCCAAAAUAUUACACUAUUUUAGCGAUGUAUGAAAUGGGAUACCAUGUUGUGUCACUUUCUGCACGUUAUUUAUUCUGUACAUUUUACAAACAGAUGACAGUAUUUUGCAUUGUUCUGAAACUGAAUACAUUGCAGAAUUGUAUAAUUUGGUUAAGGCAUGUUAAAGCCAUUGCUUCAGUGCUAUUAAUAUUUUAUUGCUAUUAAAUCAGUUAAAAUAAAUAAAUUUACUUAUUGUACCUUU
Labeo rohita (rohu) is the source of this 1877-nucleotide messenger RNA. RefSeq names its product solute carrier family 37 member 4a (gene slc37a4a). Gene Ontology annotation, molecular function: glucose 6-phosphate:phosphate antiporter activity. Lineage: Eukaryota; Metazoa; Chordata; Actinopteri; Cypriniformes; Cyprinidae. The record is from RefSeq and is a predicted model, not a curated record. Gene Ontology annotation, biological process: phosphate ion transmembrane transport; glucose-6-phosphate transport. Gene Ontology annotation, cellular component: endoplasmic reticulum membrane.